This is a messenger RNA of Phyllopteryx taeniolatus (common seadragon), 19799 nucleotides long. RefSeq names its product AHNAK nucleoprotein (gene ahnak). Gene Ontology annotation, molecular function: protein binding. Gene Ontology annotation, biological process: regulation of RNA splicing. NCBI's taxonomy places the organism in Eukaryota, Metazoa, Chordata, Actinopteri, Syngnathiformes, Syngnathidae. The coding region runs from base 504 to 19046 and encodes 6180 amino acids. The transcript is spliced from 7 exons. Gene Ontology annotation, cellular component: nucleus; cytoplasm; costamere. The record is from RefSeq and is a predicted model, not a curated record.
UCUGCUCAGCCCAGAGGAGCAGCAACACAGGGGGAAAAAAAAGAAGUUAAAAUCAACUCAGCAGACAGAGGAGGGAGGGAAAGAGAGAGAGAGGGGGGAAGAAAACGCCCUGGAAACUUUGCUUGAUCGAAAAGUUGGAGAAGUGAUAGAAUCUCGUCAGACAAAGUUGAGAAGCGCUCUUUUUGGGCUGGGGAGAAGGGGAAGGUCGACGCAACGUUUUCAAGGAUGCUCAAGCUUGUAUGAGGCUUCUCGGGCGCAGCACGUUGCGCACAGUUAAAAUGGAGUAGGAUCCCAAAGUGGGUGUGUACCUGCAGGCUCCACAUGAAUGCAGAGGACUGGAAUUGCGCACUUCACUUUUCCUUUAACUGCGCAACACCGUAAGUCAAGAAAACAAGAACCAACGCAUCAGACAGAAGCCCUUGGCCUUGCUUGAGCUGUCCAAGAAACACCAGGGGGUGACCUUCUUUCCCACUAGGACUUGAACGCACAAGAAACAAAACAAGAUGGCUGAAGAAGAGGAAACAAGGGAAGUGCUCUUUCCAGACUGGGAGGGUCCAGAUAAAACUGGCCUUACUAUUGAACAGACACGUGAAGGAGAGAUCUUUGUAAAAGAAGUGAAAGGAGAGUCACCAGCAGCACGAUCUGGGAAAGUAUAUGAAGGUGACCAGAUUGUGGGUGCAACAAUCUAUUUUGACAACAUGAGUUCAGAAGAAACAGCUGAGCUGCUGAAGACACUUAACCGUCACAAGGUUGGAUUGAAACUACAAAAUAAAGAUAAAUCCCCGUGCUGCUCUCCCCUGAGCACGCCGUGCCGUUCCCCAAUGGGUACCUUGACAUGGGAGGGGAAAUUGGGAAGCUCCAGUCCAGACAUCAUUCUCAGUGGGGAUGAUGAGGACUAUAAAAGGAUUUACACAAGGAAGAUCAAACCGAGGCUCAAGUCUGAAGACCUUGCAGAAGGAGUAGAUGUUCGCACGGAGCGGCAUAGCAGCACAAGUAGUGACGGCAGUACAAUUACGACUGUCACCCGCCGCAUCACCACCUACACUGUGGAUAUGCCGAGUGGCAUAAGUGAGCAACUCGAGCUUUCAAGCCCAGAUUUCAAGGGGCAUAGGCAAGAAUCAGGGGAUGGCUCUCCGGGAAUAAGAAUUUCACAUGGCAGCCCUUCAGGUAAAGUGGGAGAUGAAGGGGUUUUUGAGUUAAGCAAUGUUUCCAAGCUAAGGGAAAGUUCAAACACUGGUAGUAGGCAUGUUUCAAUGGGAGGCAUGGGAGGUAGUGAAGUAUUUACAACAGCUAAUGACAAUGGAGGGUCAAUUCGUGUGUCUGUACCUGAAAAAGGCAAACAGAUUUUUGUGACAUCCAGAGAUAAAACACAAGAUGUUGAGGGAACAAAGGUGAAGUUACCUGAAGUUACUGUAAGUCACGCCCAUGCAAAGGAAUCAGGCUCCAUUCAUAUCCCAAGCAUCUCACUGAGCAGAGGUUUUACAGAUGCUGAAAGUGAAUUGAAAGACCCUUCUGUAAAUACUACUGUCAGCAUUCAAACAAAAAAGUAUCAAGUUCAUGGUCCAGACAUCACUCUUCAGCAGAAAGAAGGGGAUCUCAAAAUGCCUCAGAUAAAUAUAACGUCCCUUGUAACAAAGGGUUCAAAUUUUGAUGCGAAAAAUCGUGAAGUUGACAUUAGUCAGAGAGAUCCACAAAUAAAAGGAAAGGUGAAUGUGUCAACUCCAAAGAUGGAUGGUACUGUAAAAAUGCCAGAUGUGGUAAUCCAGGGUCCAGAGAUAAACACUGACGGACUAAAAGGAGAAGGCACAAAAGUUUGGAAAGAUAUUCCCAAAUGUGAUAUCUCAGGCCCAAGCAUUACCAUGUCAAAUGUGGAAUUGAAUCUGAAAGGCCCCAAAGUCACAGGUGAUGUGUCAUUACAACGUACUGAACAAGAUAUAGCAGCACCGGAGAUGGAACCAAAAGACCCAAAAGUGGAGAUUAAGGAGAUAACGGGUGAGAGUGGCAUUGCAAAAAUAAAAAUGCCAAAAUUUCGAUUAAAAGGUCAGGAAGAGCAGGCCCCAAACAUUAACAUAAACCUGAGCAAGCCUGAUAGUGAUAUCAAGGUGCCUGAGUUUGACGUGAAAGGCCCAAAUUUCACAGCGCCAAAAAUUUCAGGUCCGCAUAUCUCCGCGACAGAUUUAAAUCUAAAAGGCCCUCGAGUUAAAGGUUACGGAAGCGUAUGUGUACAAAAGACAGAGGAAAACAUAAAAGUUCAUGGAAUUGAUAUCAAAGGCCCAAAAGAUGACAAUAAGAUUUUGCUGGGUGAUUCUGAAUUACCUAAGAUUAAAAUGGAAGAAUUUGGCUUUAAAGGUCGGAAACUGGAGGGUCCUGAUGAUGACAUCAACCGUCUCAAGGCUAAUGUUGAUGUCAAGGUCCCUGAGGUUGAUGUCAGUCCAACAAAAGUUGGUUUGGACAUUCAGGGCCCUGAUUUGUCUCUACCAACUAUUGAAGGAGUUCACUUUGAUAAUACCAGUGGUAAGAUCAAGGGACCAGAAUUGAAAAUGCCAAAAAUCACAGCACCAGACCUCUCAAUGCCUGAGAUGGGUUUGAAUCUGAAAGGCAGUAAACUCAAAGGUAAUGUGGAUAUGUCUGUACCAAUUAUUGAGGGAGAUAUUAAAGCACCGGAAAUGCAUAUUAAAGGCCCAAAAGUUGACAUCAUGGGCUCUAAGAUUGGAAUUGAAUUGCCAAAAAUAAAAAUGCCUGAAUUUGGCUUGAAAGGUUCAAAACUGGAGGGUCCUGACAUUGACAUCAACUGUCCCAAGGCUAAUAUUGACAUCAAGGUCCCUGGCGUUGAUGUUGGUAUCCCCAAAACUGAUUUAGACAUCAAGGGUCCAGAUUUAGAUGUUGAAGGACCAAAUGCUGAAAUUGCAGGUUGGAAGAUCAAGGGACCCAAAAUGAAUAUACCAAAAGUCUCAGGACCAAACAUCUCCAUGCCAGGUAUAGAUUGCCCUAAACUCAAAGGCGAUGUAGAUGUGUCAUUACCAAAUAUUGCUGGAGAUACUGACGCACUGGAAAUGAAUGUCAAAGGGCCAAAAGUUGAAAUUAAGGGCCCCAAAUCUGGAUUUGAAAUGCCAAAAAUUAAAAUGACAGAAUUUGGCUAUAAAGGUCCAAACCUAGAGGGUCCUGACAUUGACAUAAACCUUCCCGAGGCUUAUAUUGAUGUCAAGGUCCCUAAAGUUGAUGUCAGUCUCCCCAAAACUGAUGUAGACAUCAAGGGUCCCAAUGUAGAUGUUGAAAUACCAGAUGUUGACAUCGACAGUCCAGAUUGGAAGAUCAAGGGACCAAAACGGAAGAUGCCAAAAAUUUCAGGUCCAAAGAUCAACAUGCCGAAUGUGGAUUUCAACCAAAAAAGUCAGAAAGUCAAAGGUGAUGUGAAUGUGUCACUACCAAAUACUGAGGGGCACAUUGAAGCACCAGAAAUGAAUAUUAAAGGGCCAAACGUUGAUAGUAAGGGCCCUGACACUGGAUUUGAAAUGCCCAAAAUCAAAAUUGCUGAAUUUGGCGAUAAAGGUCCAAAACUAGAGUGUCCUGAUGUUGGCAUCAGCUUUCCCAAGGCCAAAAUUGAUGUCAAGGUCCCUGAAGUUGAUGUCAGUCUCCCCAAAACUGAUGGAGACAUCAAGGGUCCAGAUUUCGACAUUAAGUUACCAGAUGUUGACGUUGACAGUUCAGGUUGGAAAACCAAGGGACCUACACUGAAGAUGCCAAAAUUCUCUGGUCCAAAUGUCAGUUUGCCAAAUCUGGAUUUCCAUCUGAAAGGCCCAAAUCUUAAAGGCGAAGUUGAUGUGUCAGUUCCCAAUAUCGAGGGGGAUAUUAAAGCACCGGAAACGGACAUUAAAGGCCCAAAACUUGACAUAAAGGGUCCUAAAACCGGAUUUGAAAUGCCAAAAAUCAAAAUGCCAGGAUUUGGCUCUAAAGGUCCCAAACUGGAGGGUCCUGAUGCUGAGAUCAACCUUCCCAAGGCUAAUAUUGACAUCAAAGUCCCUGAGGUGGACCUUAAAGGCCCGGAAGUUGAUAUAAAUCUCCCAAAACCUGUUGUGGAUAUUAAAGGUCUUGACAUGGACAUUGAAGGACCAGAUCUUGACAUUGACAGUACUAGUGGAAAGAUCAAGGUACCAAAAUUCAAGAUGCCAAAAAUCUCAGGGCCAGGCAUCUCCAUGCCUGAUGUGGAUUUCAACCUGAAAGGCCCUCAUCACAAAGGCGAUGUUGACGUGUCAGUACCAAAUAUCGAGGGAGUUAUUAAAGCACCGGAAAUGGACAUCAAAGGCCCAAAACUUGACAUAAAGGGCCCUAAGACUGGAUUUGAAAUGCCCAAAAUCAAAAUGCCAGGAUUUAGCUUUAAAGGUCCCAAACUGGAGGGUCCUGAUGCUGAAAUCAACCUUCCCAAGGCUAAUAUUGACGUCAAAGUCCCUGAGGUUGCCCUUAAAGCCCCAAAAGUUGAUAUAAAUCUCCCAAAACCUGAUGUGGAUAUUAAAGGUCUUAACAUGGACAUUGAAGGACCAGAUCUUGACAUUGAAAGUCCCGGUGGAAAGAUCAAGGGACCAAAAUUCAAGAUGCCAAAAAUCUCAGGGCCAACCAUCUCCAUGCCUCAUGUGGAUUUUAACCUGAAAGGCCCUAAUCUCAAAGGCGAUGUUGAUGUGUCAGUACCAAAUAUCGAGGGAGAUAUUAAAGGACCAGAAAUGGACAUCAAAGGCCCAAAACUAGACAUAAAGGGCACUAAGACUGGAUUUGAAAUGCCCAAAAUCAAAAUGCCAGGAUUUGGCUUUAAAGGUCCCAAACUGGAGGGUCCUGAUGCUGAGAUCAACCUUCCCAAGGCUAAUAUUGACGUCAAAGUCCCUGAGGUUGCCCUUAAAGGCCCAAAAGUUGAUAUAAAUCUCCCAAAACCUGAUGUGGAUAUUGAAGGUCUUAAUAUGGACAUUGAAGGACCAGAUCUUGACAUUGACAGUACUAGUGGAAAGAUCAAGGUACCAAAAUUCAAGAUGCCAAAAAUCUCAGGGCCAGGCAUCUCCAUGCCUGAUGUGGAUUUCAACCUGAAAGGCCCUAAUCUCAAAGGCGAUGUUGAUGUGUCAGUACCGAAUAUCGAGGGAGAUAUUAAAGGACCGGAAAUGGACAUCAAAGGCCCAAAACUUGAUAUAAAGGGCCCUAAAACUGGAUUUGAAAUGCCCAAAAUCAAAAUGCCAGGAUUUAGCUUUAAAGGUCCCAAACUGGAGGGUCCUGAUGCUGAAAUCAACCUUCCCAAGGCUAAUAUUGACGUCAAAGUCCCUGAGGUUGCCCUUAAAGGCCCAAAAGUUGAUAUAAAUCUCUCAAAACCUGAUGUGGAUAUUGAAGGUCUUAAUAUGGACAUUGAAGGACCAGAUCUUGACAUUGACAGUACUAGUGGAAAGAUCAAGGUACCAAAAUUCAAGAUGCCAAAAAUCUCAGGGCCAGGCAUCUCCAUGCCUGAUGUGGAUUACAACCUGAAAGGCCCUAAUCUCAAAGGCGAUGUUGAUGUGUCAGUACCAAAUAUCGAGGGAGAUAUUAAAGGACCGGAAAUGGACAUCAAAGGCCCAAAACUUGAUAUAAAGGGCCCUAAAACUGGAUUUGAAAUGCCCAAAAUCAAAAUGCCAGGAUUUAGCUUUAAAGGUCCCAAACUGGAGGGUCCUGAUGCUGAAAUCAACCUUCCCAAGGCUAAUAUUGACGUCAAAGUCCCUGAGGUUGCCCUUAAAGGCCCAAAAGUUGAUAUAAAUCUCCCAAAACCUGAUGUGGAUAUUAAAGGUCUUAACAUGGACAUUGAAGGACCAGAUCUUGACAUUGAAAGUCCCGGUGGAAAGAUCAAGGGACCAAAAUUCAAGAUGCCAAAAAUCUCAGGGCCAACCAUCUCCAUGCCUCAUGUGGAUUUCAACCUGAAAGGCCCUGAUCUCAAAGGCGAUGUUGAUGUGUCAGUACCAAAUAUCGAGGGAGAUAUUAAAGGACCAGAUAUGGACAUCAAAGGCCCAAAACUAGACAUAAAGGGCACUAAGACUGGAUUUGAAAUGCCCAAAAUCAAAAUGCCAGGAUUUGGCUUUAAAGGUCCCAAACUGGAGGGUCCUGAUGCUGAGAUCAACCUUCCCAAGGCUAAUAUUGACAUCAAAGUCCCUGAGGUUGACCUUAAAGGCCCAAAGGUUGAUAUAAAUCUCCCAAAACCUGAUGUGGAUAUUCAAGGUCUUAACAUGGACAUUGAAGGACCAGAUCUUGACAUUGAAAGUCCCGGUGGAAAGAUCAAGGGACCAAAAUUCAAGAUGCCAAAAAUCUCAGGGCCAGGCAUCUCCAUGCCUGAUGUGGAUUUCAACCUGAAAGGCCCUAAUCUCAAAGGCGAUGUUGAUGUGUCAGUACCAAAUAUCGAGGGAGAUAUUAAAGGACCGGAAAUGGACAUCAAAGGCCCAAAACUUGAUAUAAAGGGCCCUAAAACUGGAUUUGAAAUGCCCAAAAUCAAAAUGCCAGGAUUUGGCUUUAAAGGUCCCAAACUAGAGGGUCCUGAUGCUGAGAUCAACCUUCCCAAGGGUAAUAUUGACAUCAAAGUCCCUGAGGUUGACCUUAAAGGCCCAAAGGUUGAUAUAAAUCUCCCAAAACCUGAUGUGGAUAUUAAAGGUCUUAACAUGGACAUUGAAGGACCAGAUCUUGACAUUGAAAGUCCCGGUGGAAAGAUCAAGGGACCAAAAUUCAAGAUGCCAAAAAUCUCAGGGCCAACCAUCUCCAUGCCUCAUGUGGAUUUCAACCUGAAAGGCCCUAAUCUCAAAGGCGAUGUUGAUGUGUCAGUACCAAAUAUCGAGGGAGAUAUUAAAGGACCGGAAAUGGACAUCAAAGGCCCAAAACUUGAUAUAAAGGGCCCUAAAACUGGAUUUGAAAUGCCCAAAAUAAAAAUGCCAGGAUUUAGCUUUAAAGGUCCCAAACUGGAGGGUCCUGAUGCUGAGAUCAACCUUCCCAAGGCUAAUAUUGACAUCAAAGUCCCUGAGGUUGACCUUAAAGGCCCAAAGGUUGAUAUAAAUCUCCCAAAACCUGAUGUGGAUAUUAAAGGUCUUAACAUGGACAUUAAAGGACCAGAUCUUGACAUUGAAAGUCCCGGUGGAAAGAUCAAGGGACCAAAAUUCAAGAUGCCAAAAAUCUCAGGGCCAACCAUCUCCAUGCCUCAUGUGGAUUUCAACCUGAAAGGCCCUAAUCUCAAAGGCGAUGUUGAUGUGUCAGUACCAAAUAUCGAGGGAGAUAUUAAAGGACCGGAAAUGGACAUCAAAGGCCCAAAACUUGAUAUAAAGGGCCCUAAAACUGGAUUUGAAAUGCCCAAAAUCAAAAUGCCAGGAUUUAGCUUUAAAGGUCCCAAACUGGAGGGUCCUGAUGCUGAAAUCAACCUUCCCAAGGCUAAUAUUGACGUCAAAGUCCCUGAGGUUGCCCUUAAAGGCCCAAAAGUUGAUAUAAAUCUCCCAAAACCUGAUGUGGAUAUUGAAGGUCUUAAUAUGGACAUUGAAGGACCAGAUCUUGACAUUGACAGUACUAGUGGAAAGAUCAAAGUACCAAAAUUCAAGAUGCCAAAAAUCUCAGGGCCAGGCAUCUCCAUGCCUGAUGUGGAUUUCAACCUGAAAGGCCCUAAUCUCAAAGGCGAUGUUGAUGUGUCAGUACCAAAUAUCGAGGGAGAUAUUAAAGGACCGGAAAUGGACAUCAAAGGCCCAAAACUUGAUAUAAAGGGUCCUAAAACUGGAUUUGAAAUGCCCAAAAUCAAAAUGCCAGGAUUUGGCUUUAAAGGUCCCAAACUGGAGGGUCCUGAUGCUGAGAUCAACCUUCCCAAGGCUAAUAUUGACGUCAAAGUCCCUGAGGUUGACCUUAAAGGCCCAAAGGUUGAUAUAAAUCUCCCAAAACCUGAUGUGGAUAUUAAAGGUCUUAACAUGGACAUUGAAGGACCAGAUCUUGACAUUGAAAGUCCCGGUGGAAAGAUCAAGGGACCAAAAUUCAAGAUGCCAAAAAUCUCAGGGCCAACCAUCUCCAUGCCUCAUGUGGAUUUUAACCUGAAAGGCCCUAAUCUCAAAGGCGAUGUUGAUGUGUCAGUACCAAAUAUCGAGGGAGAUAUUAAAGGACCAGAUAUGGACAUCAAAGGCCCAAAACUAGACAUAAAGGGCACUAAGACUGGAUUUGAAAUGCCCAAAAUCAAAAUGCCAGGAUUUGGCUUUAAAGGUCCCAAACUGGAGGGUCCUGAUGCUGAGAUCAACCUUCCCAAGGCUAAUAUUGACAUCAAAGUCCCUGAGGUUGACCUUAAAGGCCCAAAGGUUGAUAUAAAUCUCCCAAAACCUGAUGUGGAUAUUAAAGGUCUUAACAUGGACAUUGAAGGACCAGAUCUUGACAUUGAAAGUCCCGGUGGAAAGAUCAAGGGACCAAAAUUCAAGAUGCCAAAAAUCUCAGGGCCAACCAUCUCCAUGCCUCAUGUGGAUUUCAACCUGAAAGGCCCUAAUCUCAAAGGCGAUGUUGAUGUGUCAGUACCAAAUAUCGAGGGAGAUAUUAAAGGACCAGAAAUGGACAUCAAAGGCCCAAAACUAGACAUAAAGGGCACUAAGACUGGAUUUGAAAUGCCCAAAAUCAAAAUGCCAGGAUUUGGCUUUAAAGGUCCCAAACUGGAGGGCCCUGAUGCUGAGAUCAACCUUCCCAAGGCUAAUAUUGACGUCAAAGUCCCUGAGGUUGACCUUAAAGGCCCAAAGGUUGAUAUAAAUCUCCCAAAACCUGAUGUGGAUAUUAAAGGUCUUAAUAUGGACAUUGAAGGACCAGAUCUUGACAUUGACAGUACUAGUGGAAAGAUCAAGGUACCAAAAUUCAAGAUGCCAAAAAUCUCAGGGCCAGGCAUCUCCAUGCCUGAUGUGGAUUUCAACCUGAAAGGCCCUAAUCUCAAAGGCGAUGUUGAUGUGUCAGUACCAAAUAUCGAGGGAGUUAUUAAAGCACCGGAAAUGGACAUCAAAGGCCCAAAACUAGACAUAAAGGGCACUAAGACUGGAUUUGAAAUGCCCAAAAUCAAAAUGCCAGGAUUUGGCUUUAAAGGUCCCAAACUGGAGGGUCCUGAUGCUGAGAUCAACCUUCCCAAGGCUAAUAUUGACGUCAAAGUCCCUGAGGUUGACCUUAAAGGCCCAAAGGUUGAUAUAAAUCUCCCAAAACCUGAUGUGGAUAUUAAAGGUCUUAAUAUGGACAUUGAAGGACCAGAUCUUGACAUUGACAGUACUAGUGGAAAGAUCAAGGUACCAAAAUUCAAGAUGCCAAAAAUCUCAGGGCCAGGCAUCUCCAUGCCUGAUGUUGAUUUCAACCUGAAAGGCCCUAAUCUCAAAGGCGAUGUUGAUGUGUCAGUACCAAAUAUCGAGGGAGUUAUUAAAGCACCGGAAAUGGACAUCAAAGGCCCAAAACUUGACAUAAAGGGCCCUAAGACUGGAUUUGAAAUGCCCAAAAUCAAAAUGCCAGGAUUUGGCUUUAAAGGUCCGAAACUGGAGGGUCCUGAUGCUGAAAUCAACCUUCCCAAGGCUAAUAUUGACGUCAAAGUCCCUGAGGUUGCCCUUAAAGGCCCAAAAGUUGAUAUAAAUCUCCCAAAACCUGAUGUGGAUAUUCAAGGUCUUAACAUGGACAUUGAAGGACCAGAUCUUGACAUUGAAAGUCCCGGUGGAAAGAUCAAGGGACCAAAAUUCAAGAUGCCAAAAAUCUCAGGGCCAGGCAUCUCCAUGCCUGAUGUGGAUUUCAACCUGAAAGGCCCUAAUCUCAAAGGCGAUGUUGAUGUGUCACUACCAAAUAUCGAGGGAGAUAUUAAAGGACCAGAAAUGGACAUCAAAGGCCCAAAACUAGACAUAAAGGGCACUAAGACUGGAUUUGAAAUGCCCAAAAUCAAAAUGCCAGGAUUUGGCUUUAAAGGUCCCAAACUGGAGGGUCCUGAUGCUGAGAUCAACCUUCCCAAGGCUAAUAUUGACAUCAAAGUCCCUGAGGUUGACCUUAAAGGCCCGGAAAUUGAUAUAAAUCUCCCAAAACCUGUUGUGGAUAUUAAAGGUCUUGACAUGGACAUUGAAGGACCAGAUCUUGACAUUGACAGAACUAGUGGAAAGAUCAAGGUACCAAAAUUCAAGAUGCCAAAAAUCUCAGGGCCAGGCAUCUCCAUGCCUGAUGUGGAUUUCAACCUGAAAGGCCCUAAUCUCAAAGGCGAUGUUGAUGUGUCAGUACCAAAUAUCGAGGGAGUUAUUAAAGCGCCGGAAAUGGACAUCAAAGGCCCAAAACUUGACAUAAAGGGCACUAAGACUGGAUUCGAAAUGCCCAAAAUCAAAAUGCCAGGAUUUGGCUUUAAAGGUCCCAAACUGGAGUGUCCUGAUGCUGAGAUCAACCUUCCCAAGGCUAAUAUUGACGUCAAAGUCCCUGAGGUUGCCCUUAAAGGCCCAGAAGUUGAUGUAAAUCUCCCAAAACCUGUUGUGGAUAUUAAAGGUCUUGACAUGGUCAUUGAAGGACCAGAUCUUGACAUUGAAAGUCCCGGUGGAAAGAUCAAGGGACCAAAAUUCAAGAUGCCAAAAAUCUCAGGGCCAACCAUCUCCAUGCCUCAUGUGGAUUUUAACCUGAAAGGCCCUAAUCUCAAAGGCGAUGUUGAUGUGUCAGUACCAAAUAUCGAGGGAGAUAUUAAAGGACCAGAAAUGGACAUCAAAGGCCCAAAACUAGACAUAAAGGGCACUAAGACUGGAUUUGAAAUGCCCAAAAUCAAAAUGCCAGGAUUUGGCUUUAAAGGUCCCAAACUAGAGGGUCCUGAUGCUGAGAUCAACCUUCCCAAGGCUAAUAUUGACGUUAAAGUCCCUGAGGUUGACCUUAAAGGCCCAAAGGUUGAUAUAAAUCUCCCAAAACCUGAUGUGGAUAUUAAAGGUCUCAAGUUGGACAUUGAAGGACCAGAUCUUGACGUUGAAAGUCCCAGUGGAAAGAUCAAGGGACCAAAAUUCAAGAUGCCAAAAAUCUCAGGGCCAACCAUCUCCAUGCCUGAUGUGGAUUUCCACAUGAAAGGCCCUAAUCUCAAAGGCGAUUUUGAUGUGUCAGUCCCAAAUAUCGAGGGUGAUAUUACAGCACCGGAAAUCGACAUCAAAGGCCCAAAACUUGACAUAAAGGGCCCUAAGACUGGAUUUGAAAUGCCCAAAAUCAAAAUGCCAGGAUUUGGCUUUAAAGGUCCCAAACUGGAGGGUCCUGAUGCUGAAAUCAACCUUCCCAAGGCUAAUAUUGACGUCAAAAUCCCUGAGGUUGCCCUUAAAGGCCCAAAAGUUGAUAUAAAUCUCCCAAAACCUGAUGUGGAUAUUAAAGGUCUUAACAUGGACAUUGAAGGACCAGAUCUUGACAUUGAAAGUCCCGGUGGAAAGAUCAAGGGACCAAAAUUCAAGAUGCCAAAAAUCUCAGGGCCAACCAUCUCCAUGCCUGAUGUGGAUUUCCACAUGAAAGGCCCUAAUCUCAAAGGCGAUUUUGAUGUGUCAGUCCCAAAUAUCGAGGGUGAUAUUACAGCACCGGAAAUCGACAUCAAAGGCCCAAAACUUGACAUAAAGGGCCCUAAGACUGGAUUUGAAAUGCCCAAAAUCAAAAUGCCAGGAUUUGGCUUUAAAGGUCCCAAACUGGAGGGUCCUGAUGCUGAAAUCAACCUUCCCAAGGCUAAUAUUGACGUCAAAAUCCCUGAGGUUGCCCUUAAAGGCCCAAAAGUUGAUAUAAAUCUCCCAAAACCUGAUGUGGAUAUUAAAGGUCUUAACAUGGACAUUGAAGGACCAGAUCUUGACAUUGAAAGUCCCGGUGGAAAGAUCAAGGGACCAAAAUUCAAGUUGCCAAAGAUCUCAGGGCCAGGCAUCUCCAUGCCUGAUGUGGAUUUCAACCUGAAAAGGCCUAAUCUCAAAGGCGAUGUUGAUGUGUCAGUACCCAAUAUUGGGGGAGACAUAAAUGCACCAGAAAUAGAUAUGAAAGGUCCAAAAGUUGACGUUAAAGGUCCUUCAAUUGGUUUUGGUUUUCCUAAAUUCAAAAAGCCAGAAUUUGGAUUCAAAGGUCCAAAAAUGGAGGGUGCAGAUGUUGACAUAAACCUCCCUUCGGCUAAUAUUGGCGUCAAAGUUCCUAACGUUGACAUUCAUGGGCCGAAGGCGGAUGUCAGUCUCCCUAAAACUGAAUUGGAGAUUAAGGGCUCUAAUUUGGGCCUUGAAGGACCAGAUGUUGACAUUCAGAGUCCCAGUGGGAAGCUCAAGGGACCAAAAUUCAAGAUUCCAAAACUCUCAGGACCAAAUAUUUCACUGCCAGAUGUUGAUUUCCAUCUGAAAGGCCCCAAAUUAAAGGGGGAUCUGGAUCUGACAACACCAAAUGCUGAAGGAGCUAUAAAAGCACCGGAAAUUGAUAUAAAAGGUCCAAACGUUGACAUCAAGGGACCUAAGAGUGGAUUUGAAUUGCCAAAAUUAAAAAUGCCAGACUUUGUCUUCAAAGGUCUAAAACUGGAGGGCCACGAUGUUGACAUAAACCUUCCCAAGGCUCACAUUGAUGUGAAUGUCCCUGAGGUUGACAUGAAAGCCCCAGAAGUUAUUAGUCUUCCUAAUGCUGAUUUGGACAUUAAGAGCCCCAACUUGGACAUUGAAGGACCAGAUUUUGAUGUUCAGAGUCCCAGUGGGAAGAUCAAAGGACCAAAAUUCAAAAUGCCAAAGCUCUCAGGACCCAAAAUUUCAUUCCCAGAUGUUGAUUUCAAUCUGAAAAGCCCGAAAUUUAAGGGGGAUGUUAAUAUGUCAACUUCAAAUAUUGAGGGAGAUAUAAAAGCACCAGAAAUUGAUAUAAAAAAUACAAAUGUUGACAUAAAGGGGCCUAAGAUUGGAUUUGAAUUGCCAAAAUUCAAAAUGCCCCAAUUUGGUGUCAAAGGUCCAAACCUGGAGGGCCCUAAUCUUGAUGUCAGUCUCCCCAACUCUGAUUUGGACAUUGAGGGCCCUCAAUUAGACAUAGAAGGACCAGAUGUUGACAUUGACAGUCCAAGUUGGAAAAUCAAAGGACCUCAACUGAAAAUGCCACAAAUCUCAGGACCAAACAUCACUAUGCCAAAACUAGAUAUAAAUUUGAAAGGACCUAAUCUCAAAGGCGAUGUUGACGUGUCAGUACCAAAUAUCAAAGGAGAUAUUAAAAUGCCGGAAAUUGACAUCAAAGGCCCAAAGGGCCCUAAAAUGGGAUUUGAAAUGCCAAAAAUCAAAAUGCCAGAAUUUGGCUUUAAAGGUCCAAAAGUAGAGGGUGCUGACAUUGGCAUCAAUCUUCCCAAGGCCAAUAUAGAUGUAAACGUCCCUGAAAUUGAUGUCACUCUCCCCAAAACUGAUGUAGACAUCAAGGGUCCAGAUUUUGACAUUGAAGUACCAGAUGUUGACAUUGACAGUUCAAAUUGGAAGAUCAAGGGGCCUAAACUGAAGAUGCCACAAAUCUCAGGACCAAACAUAACUAUGCCAAAUCUGGAUCUUCAUCUGAAAGGUCCUAAACUUAAAGGUGAUGUUGAUGUGUCAGUUCCAAAUAUCGAAGGCGAUAUUAAAGCACCAGAAUUGGACAUCAAAGGCCCAAAUGUUGACAUUGAGGGCCCUAAAACUGGAUUUGAACUGCCAAAAAUCAAAAUGCCAGAAUUUGGCUUUAAAGGUAAAAAGCUGGGGGGUCCUGAUGUUGACAUCAACAUUCCCAAGGCUAAUAUUGACGUAAAAGUCCCGAGUCUUGAUGUUAGCCUUCCCAAAUCUGAGUUGGACAUUGAGGGCCCUAAAUUAGACAUUGUUGGACCAGAUGUUGACAUUGACAGUCCCAGUUGGAAGCUCAAGGGACCUAACCUGAAGAUGCCAAAAAUCUCUGGACCAAGCAUCACCAUGCCAAAUCUGGAUUUUAAACUGAAAGGCCCGAAACUCAAAGGCGAUGUGGAUGUGGGACUACCACAUUCUGAAGGAGAUAUAAAAUUACCAGAAACGGUAAUCAAAGGCCCAAAUGUUGACAUUGAGGGCCCUAAAACUGGAUUUGAACUGCCAAAAAUCAAAAUGCCAGAAUUUGGCUUUAAAGGUAAAAAGCUGGGGGGUCCUGAUGUUGACAUCAACAUUCCCAAGGCUAAUAUUGACGUAAAAGUCCCGAGUCUUGAUGUUAGCCUUCCCAAAUCUGAGUUGGACAUUGAGGGCCCUAAAUUAGACAUUGUUGGACCAGAUGUUGACAUUGACAGUCCCAGUUGGAAGCUCAAGGGACCUAACCUGAAGAUGCCAAAAAUCUCUGGACCAAGCAUCACCAUGCCAAAUCUGGAUUUUAAACUGAAAGGCCCGAAACUCAAAGGCGAUGUGGAUGUGGGACUACCACAUUCUGAAGGAGAUAUAAAAUUACCAGAAACGGUAAUCAAAGGCCCAAAAGUUGACAUUAAGGGACCUGAAUUUGAAUUGCCUAAAAUUAAAAUGCCAGAAUUUGGUUUCAAAGGCCCAAAGUUUGAAAGUGAUGUCCAGGUUCCUGGGAUUGACAUUCAAGGGCCAGAUAUUGAUGUCAGUCUUCCCAAAACUGACUUGGACAUUAAAGGGCCAAAUUUGGAUAUCGAAGGCCCAGAUGUUGACAUUGAUAGCCCCAGUGCAAAGAUCAAAGGACCUAAAUUCAAGAUGCCAAAAAUCUCUGGACCAAAUUUCACCAUGCCAAGUCUGGAUUUAAAUUUGAAAGGCCCUAAUCUUAAAAGUGAUGUAGAUAUGUCUGUACCAAAAAUUGAGGGAGAUGUAAAUCCACCAGAAGUCGAAAUUAAAGGUUGCAAAGUUGACAUUCAAGGGCCCAAGAGUGGAUUUGAAUUACCAAAAUUUAAAAUUCCAGAAUUUGGCCACAAAAGUCCCAGUGUAGAGAGACCUGAAUUUGACAUAAAUCUCCCAAAAAUUAAGGGUGAUAUUGAAGGAAACAUUAAAUUGCCAAAAGCUGAACUUGAUGUGGAAGAUGUAACUGUUGAUGUUCCAGGAUUCAGCACUACGAAAACUAAAUUCAAAAUGCCUAAGUUUGGUUUCCGGGGUCCAAAGAUAAAGAACCCAGAAAUUGAUCUGAAACAAACGCAAGGAGAUAUCAACAUCAAAGGGAAGACUGGUAGUAUUGAAGGACUGGAUGUCGACAUGGAUGUAACAGGCCCCAAAAUAAAAGGAUCCAAAUUUAAGAUGCCCAAAUUUGGUUUCAAAAUUCCUAAGGUUGACCUUCCAGGAGCGGAUCUUAAUGUAUCUAAGGGCAGUGGAGAAAUGCAAAUUCCUAAUGUUGACAUUCAAGGCCCAGAAUUAAAAAGUGGGGAUCCCAAUGUAAAAAUAAAAGGAACAAAGCUCAAAAUGCCAUCUUUUAUGGGAACAAAAUUUUCUUUUCCUGAUGUUGAUUUCAAUCUUGAAAGUCCUAAAGUCAAAGUUGACACAGACGUGUCAUUUCCGAAAGCUGACAUCGAUGUAAAAGUACCGAGUGUUGAUGUGAAAGGUCCAGAAUUGCAGGGGCCAAACAUUGACGUCAACCUUCCCAAAGGUGAUAUUGAUGUCAAGGUCCCUGAGUUUGAUAUUGAUGGGUCAAAUGUUGAUCUGAGUCUCCCCAAAGCUAAUGUGGCGAUUAGGGGACCCAAAGUAGAUACCGAAGUACCAGAUGUUGAUAUUGACAGUCCCAGUUGGAAGAUCAAGGGACCAAAUUUCAAGAUGCCAAAAAUGUCUGGACCAAACAUAACUAUGCCAAAUCUCGAUUUGCAUCUGAAAGGCCCUAAACUCAAAGGCGAUGUAGAUGUGGGACUACCACAUGUUGAAGGCGACAUAAAAGUACCAGAAAUGGAAUUCAAAGGUCCUGAAGUUAACAUUAAGGGGUCCAAGAGUGGAUUUGAAUUACCAAAAAUGAAAAUGCCAGACUUUGGCUUCAAAGGUCCAAAACUGGAGGGUCCAGAUGUUGACAUAAACAUGCCCAAGGCUAAUAUUGAUGUGCCUGAGGUUGAAUUUACAGACCCAAAAGUUGAUGUAAGUGUACCUGCAACUGAUUUGGACAUUGACUGUCCCAGUGGUAAGAUCAAGGGACCAAAAUUCAAGAUCCCAAAACUCUCAGGACCCAACAUUUCGUUGCCUCAUAUGGAUUUCCACCUUACAGGCCCUAAACUCAAAGGUGAUGUUGAUAUGUCAGUACCAAAUAUAGAGGGAGCUAUUAAGACACCAGAAAUUGAUAUCAAAGGCCCCAAAGUUGGCAUUCAGGGCCCCAAGACUGGAUUUGAAAUGCCAAAAAUCAAAAUGCCAGAUGUUGGCUUAAAAGGUCCCAAACUGAAGGGCCCUGACAUUGACAUGAACCUUCCCAAGGCCAAUAUUGAAGUUCCAGACGUUGAACUCCAAGGGCCAGAAGUUGAUAUAAAUCUCCCAAAAACUGAAUUUGAAAUUAGGGGCCAGAAAUUGGACAUUGAAGCACCAGAUGUUAACUUUGAAAGUCCCAGUGGGAAUAUCAAGGGACUAAAAUUCAAGAUGCCAAAAAUCUGUGCACCUAACAUCGCCAUGCCUGAUUUCAAUCUGAAAGGUCCCACUGUCAAAGGUGACGUCGAUUUGUCAGUACCUCAUUUUGAGGGCGACAUAAAAGCUCCAAGCACUGACAUUCAGGGCUCUAUGGGUGGAAUUGAAUUUCCUAAAUUAAAAAUGCCACAAUUUGGCUUCAAAGGUCAACAACUGGAGGGCCCUGACGUUGACAUCAGCAUUCCCAAAGCUAAUAUUGAUUUCAAGGUACCCGACAUUGACAUGCAAGUCCCUAAAGUUGAUGCCAGUGUCCCCAAAGCUGAUUUCGACAUUAAGUGCCCAAAAUUCAACACCGAAGGACCAGCCCUUGACAUUGAGAGUCACAGUGGUAGGAUAAAGGGACCAAAAUUCAACAUGCCAAAAAUAUCAGCCCCAAACGUCUCCAUGCCUGAUGUUGAUUUGCACAUGGCGGGGCCUAAACUUGAAGGUGAUGUUGAUGUGUCACUAUCAAAUAUUGAGGGAGAUAUUAAAGCACCAGAAAUUGAUAUCAAAAGCUCUAAAGUUGACAUUAAAGGCCCAAAGCCGAGAUUUGAAAUGCCAAAAAUUAAAAUGCCAGACUUUGGCUUUAAAGGUCCUAAACUAGAGGGUCCUAAUGUGGACAUCAACCUUCCCAGGGCCAAUAUUGAUGUCAGAAUCCCUGAGGUUGAACUCCAAGGGCCAGAAUUUGAUGUUAAUCUCCCCAAAGAUGAUUUGGACAUUAAGGGUCCAAAAUUGGAAUUUGAAGCACCAGAUGUUAACAUUGACAGUCCCACUGGGAAGAUCAAGGGACCAAAAUUCAAGAUUCCAAAAAUCUCUGGACGGAACAUCGCCAUGCCUGAUUUCAAUCUGAAAGGUCCCAAUGUCAAAGGUAAUGUAGAUUUGUCAGUACCUAAUCUUGAGGGAGAGAUAACAGCCCCAGAAAUGGAUUUCAAAGGUUCAAAUUGUGACAUUAAGGGUUCUAUGGGUGGAUUUGAAAUUCCUAAAUUGAAAAUGCCGCAAUUUGGCUUCCAAGGCCCAGACAUUGACGUCAACAUUCCCAAAGCAAAUUUUGAUGCGAAGGUCCCAGGGGUUGGCGUUCAAGGUCCAGAAGUUGAUGUUAGUCUCCCAAAAGCUGACAUUAAAGGCCCAAAAUUCAACAUUGAAGGACCAGAUGUUGACAUUCACAGUCCCAGUGGUCAGAUCAAUGUACCGAAAAUAAAGAUGCCAAAAAUCACAGGACCAAACAUCUCCAUGCCAAAUGUUGAUUUAAAUUUGAAAAAUCCUGACCUCAAAGGUAGCAUAGAUAGGUCAGCACCAAAUUUUGAUUGGGAAAUCAAAGCACCAGAAUUGGAUAUCAAAGGUCCAAACGUUAAGGGUUCAACAGGUGCAUUUGAAAGUUCAAACAUGAAAGGAGAUUUAUCAUAUCCUGAUAUCGAUGUCAGCAUAAAGGGAAAGAGGGGAAAAUUUAAACUCCCUAAAGUGACAGGAAAGGGAAAGAAACCGGAUUUCGAAACAGAAACACCGACAAUUGAUGUGACAGCAGGAACAUCUAAUAUUAACGUCCAAAGAACAAAAGUGAAAAAGCCUAUUUUUGGUAAACUUCAUUUUCCUGAUGUAGAACUUGAUAUCAAAUCCCCAAAAGUCAAAGGUGACGGAUCUUUAUCUGAGGAGUUGAAAUCCCCCACCGUCGAGUUACAGGGCUCUGUUACCAGUGGUCCAAAUAUUAGUUACGAAGGCUCAGACGUGAGAUUAAAGACUCCCCAGAUGAAAAUGCCAAAGAUUGACAUUUCUCCUGCAGGUGGCACAUUUAGAGGCCUUCAAUAUCCCGAAGGUACUGUAACAUUUCCUAAGCUCAAAGUACCAAAGUUUGGUUUUAGUCUGCCCCAGUUUGAGGGCCAAAAGGGUGUUGGAAAGGUUGCAACCAAUAUUGCAGCUAGUGGAGAGCUUCACUGCUCACAGGAUAUUACAGUUUCCAGUCCAGAAAUAAGGCAAAGUGAAGGAAAAAUGAAGGUGAAGAUACCAAAUUUUUUUGGCAAAUCGAAAGCAAAGGGCAGGAGUGCAGGGGACCUUCGGGGAACAGAGGUAGAACUGAGUACUAGUGAAAAAGGAGACGUCUCAAAAGGUUUCAGUGUACAUAGUGGAGAGGGAAAAUUACAAUUUGAGGGUGAUGCUGGACUGAGUGUUUCACCCAAAAGCAAGUCAGCGUCACUGGAUCUUUUCAAGAAGUCAAGACAUCGAUCUUCCUCUCUGAGUGAUGAGGGUGGACUUGCAGUUGUUUCCCCCUCAGGACACCUAGAAGCAGAGGGUAGUGAUAUUUCAUUAGACCUAAGAGGACCAAAGGUCAAAGGAAAAAAAGGCAAGUUGAAGUUUGGCACCUUCGGAGGUUUUGGUUCCAAGUCAAAGGGCUCAUAUGAAGUGACGUAUGGUGAAGGCAGUGAAGCAGGAGUUGAAGGUAGUGCAGGUGUGUCGUCAGCCACCCCAAAAUCAAGAUUGUCCUCAUCGUCCAGCAGUGAUAGUGGGUCAAGGGCUGCUUUAAAGUUCCCGAAAAUUGAACUGUCUGUAUCCCCCAAAAAUGAUUAAAUUGUUGAUGGCUUAAACUCAAGCACCUACAGUAAAAACUGUCUCUCCCUAUCCAGAUAUGGCAAAUACCAGACAUACAGUAUACUAUUGUCAAACCUCAGUUCGCAAAUGCAGAGAGAAAAUGUCAUCUCAUUUUUAAACAGUGAUCAACAGAAAGGCGAGGGACACUUUAAGGCCCCAUCAAACUGUAAAUAAAAUGUAUUGUAAUAAAUAUUGUUUUUCUGUACAUAGUCAAGAUUUAUUGAGAAUAUACCAUCUCACCAAAUUUUCCACUAACAAUGUAUUACUGGUAUUAUUUUGUCCUGCUUUAUUCAAUGUUGUUCAUGAAUGGGUGUGGUUUAAGUUUAUGCAGGGUCUGUUUCGCUGAACAGCCAAAGUAGUUAUUUUGAAGGAACACGUAGUUUAUACAGUUAAACACAAAUAUAAACAGUUUCCAGUUUUAGUUUGAAGCUUUGAUUUUUGUAUAAUCAGUCAUUUGUCAUCCUCGAAUGACUGUCCACAUUUGCUCUUCAUUUGUUAUUAUUUUUAUUCAGUUUUUUUGUACAGUUUGCCUGUUCAUCUUUUCCACCCUUCAUACAGCUUUAAAUUUUACAAAAAAUAAAUGCCAUUGUUAGUGUCAUUAGAAAUACUUCAUCCAGAGAUAUUUGAUCAGAUAUGUGCAGACAGAUAUGUGCAGUAUGAAUCAUUUGUGUUUUUCUUUUGUGUGCAUUCUGUCUGAUAAACUAAUUAAAAUGUAUAGAAUGUAUGAUAUUU